UUCAAAGUUUUUUUACUUCGAAUCCUUUACUCGAGUUUAGUAAAUAUGCCCCCAUGGGUUAUUAAGGGGCACAUUGAUUUCAACCUAAACUAUUCCCACUUUAGGAAUGUGUUCUGCUGUUUCAACUCAGCUCAUCUACUUCUCUUUCUCUACCACACAUCUUUGUUCUGGUUAAUAUUCAGAACCCAAGGCAAUUUAGCAUGACAUUUUCCCAGCUAAGCAGUUCUCUGAGGGCAUAUUCCAAUCCCUAUCAAAGCCAAAACAUUACAUCAACAAAUCAUGUUGGUACAAAUGUCUUUGUUAGAGCUUUGAAUAAGAGUUUUCAUUUGCAUUGUUUUCAACCACAAUAUUUUUUGUUGGUUAAGACACAAGUUUUAGCCAAGUGAUAGCCUGAUUUGAUGACUGGAGGAAAAAAUAUUAACACCAUUAUACAGUGACUAGUCAAAGGAGUUGCGUCUUUGUCAAUACUUGGAUGAGUUUCUUUCUAUGUCCAGCUGAAUAGGAUCUGAGAAGGAUGGCCUACAAGGUUUCCUCUAUUGUGCUCCUUGCUCUUUUCUCAGUAGGAUUUGGUCAACCAAAUCUCUAUUCUAUUCGUGUUCCAAAUGGAGGUCGAUGGGGCAGCUGGGGUCGAGAAGAAAUGUGCCCUCAAGGAUAUGUGGCCACGGGCUUCUCGUUAAAGGCUGAAUCUCCACAGGGACCAAAUGAUGAUACUGCAUUAAAUGGCAUCCGCCUGCACUGCUUUCCCUACAAACAGAUUUAUUUUGAACGGACAGUGACCUCCACACAAGGACCGCAUGGGAACUGGUCACCCACUAGAAUGUGUCCGUUUGGCUAUCUCACUUCCUUCUCCUUGAGAGUGGAACCAUCCCAGGGACGUGGGGAUGACACAGCUGCAAACAAUAUCAAGUUUAAGUGCUCAAACAGCCAUGAACUUGAAGGAUCUGGACUGAUAUGGGGAUCAUACGGACCUUGGAGUCCAUCUUGCCAAUAUGGGAUCUGUGGGCUGAAGACCAAGGUAGAAGGGUCACAAGGAAAAGAAGAUGACACAGCCCUCAAUGAUGUCCAGUUCUUUUGCUGUGACUGUGUAUGUGCUAAUGGCAUCUAAUAAAGGAUGGGGUUUUUUUUUAUUGGGGGAAUAAUUGGUGAAGAAAUUCAUGUGUAAGGGGGGACACCCCUUUUUUACAUAUCUGUUAUCACAAUGCCAUGUUAUAAUUAAACCAUAAGCA
This is a messenger RNA of Xenopus laevis (African clawed frog), 1226 nucleotides long. RefSeq names its product vitelline membrane outer layer protein 1. NCBI's taxonomy places the organism in Eukaryota, Metazoa, Chordata, Amphibia, Anura, Pipidae. The transcript has 3 exons. Bases 515 to 1105 code for a protein of 196 amino acids. The record is from RefSeq and is a predicted model, not a curated record.